CAGGAAGUUAAUUCCAACAAAAUCGCAACUCAGUGCUGCUCUGUGUUCAGAAAAAUGGCUGAGGCGAGUAUUUCAGUAGAUCAGCUUUCAGUGGAUCAGUUCAUCUGUUCAGUGUGUCUGGAUCUCCUGAAGGAUCCGGUGGCUCUCUCCUGUGGUCACAGUUUCUGUAAGGUGUGUAUUAAUGGUCACUGGGAUCAGGAGGAUCAGAAGGACGUCUACAGCUGUCCUCAGUGCAGAGACACUUUCACACCAAGGCCUGUUCUACACAGAAACAACAUGCUGGCUGAAGUGGUGGAGAAACUGAAGAAGAAGACUGAAGUUCAAGCUGCUUCUCCUGAUCACUGUUACGCUGGACCUGGAGAUGUGGAGUGUGAUUUCUGCACCGGGAGAAAACACAAAGCCGUCAAGUCCUGUCUGAUGUGUGUGGCUUCGUUUUGUGAAACUCAUCUCAAACCUCACUAUCAAGUUCCUUCAUGGAAAAAGCACAAGUUAGUGGAAGCUUCUGGAAAUCUACAAGAGAAGAUCUGCUCUGAACAUGAUAAAGUGCUGGAGAUCUUCUGUCGUUCUGACCAAAGCUUCAUCUGUUAUCUGUGUAUGACGGAUGAACAUAAAAGCCACGACACCGUCUCAGUUAAAGCUUACAGAACUGAGAAAGAGAAUGAGCUACAGGAGGAGCAGCUGAAAUUCCAGCAGAGACUCCAGGAGAAGCAGAAGAAGGUGCAGGAGCUGAAACAGGCUGUGAACACUAUAAAGCUCAGUACACAGACAGCAGUGGAGGACAAUGAGAGGAUCUUUACUGAGCUGAUCAGCUUCAUGGAGAAAAAGCUCUCGGAGGUGACGGAGAUGAUCAGAGCUCAGGAGAAGGCUGAACUGAGUCGAGCUGAACGACUCUUGGAGCAACUGGAGCAGGAGAUUAAUGAUCUUCAGAGGAGAGUCACUGAGAUGGAGAAGCUUUCACACACACAUGAUCACAUCCAUUUCCUCCAGAGUUUCCAGUCUCUUCGUGUCUCUUCUGGACAUGACGACACAUCCAGCAUCACUGUCAGUCAACAUCUCUCAUUUGAUGGAGUGAAGAAAUCUCUCUCUGACCUGAAAAAGAGACUCGUGGAAAUCUUCCAGGAGGAAUUCAUCAACAUCCCUGGACGUGGUGAGAGAAAUGCUGCAGAACUUCAGAUAAUUUUACCCUCAGAACCAAAGAGUAGAGAUGAUUUUCUGCACUAUUUCUGUUCUCUGACUCUGGAUCCCAACACGACACAUCGUAACCUCAUUCUGUCUGAGAAGAACAGAGCAGUGACACUCAGUGAGAGAGAGCAGCAGUACUCUGAUCAUCCAGAGAGAUUUAACUCCUUGUGGCAGGUGUUGUGUAAGGAGAGUGUGUGUGGACGCUGUUACUGGGAGGUGGAGUGGAGCGGUGGUGGUGUGUGCAUAUCAGUCUCAUAUAAAGACAUCAGGAGGAAAGGAGGUGAUAAUGAGUGCUGGUUUGGACGCAACAAACAGUCCUGGUGUCUGGAAUGUUCUUCUUCUUCUCUCUCUUUCUAUCACAACAACAUUAAGACUGAUCUCAGAGUUCCAUCAUCCCCCAGAAUAGGAGUGUAUGUGGAUCACAGUGCAGGAACUCUGUCCUUCUACAGUGUCUCUGACACCAUGAAGCUCCUCCACAGAGUCCACACCACAUUCACUCAGCCUCUAUACGCUGGGUUCGGGCUCUACCCUUGUAGAACAUCUGUAAUAUUAUUUGAUCCAAAAUAAAAUAUUAGCAAUAUGACUUUAUUCAUAAUUAAAACGACCAAUAACUAGAAUAUAGCAUAACAAUAAAUAGAAGUAACGUGUCUUAUUUUGUCUUUUUAUUACUGUAAGUCACCGGGUUUCCUAAUAACUGGUGAGGUAAAAUUAGCCGUUAGCCUCCGCACAUGCGCAGUCCGUUCUGAGUUUGAACCAGAAUGGUGGUGUUGCUAGAAACAACACAGAUAUAUAUACACUAGAUGUUGCCUUGCAUGCGGCAGUACAUUGGAACGAAUGCGUCAAUUGAGCCGCCAUGUUGGUAAGGGGGCUCCUCCUCUUAAUGCAUUAGCGUCAAUAUAGGCAAAGAAAUAAAAUCACCAUAAAACGUCA
This is a messenger RNA of Tachysurus fulvidraco (yellow catfish), 2112 nucleotides long. Its product is annotated as tripartite motif-containing protein 16-like. Lineage: Eukaryota; Metazoa; Chordata; Actinopteri; Siluriformes; Bagridae. The record is from RefSeq and is a predicted model, not a curated record. The transcript is spliced from 6 exons. Bases 55 to 1749 code for a protein of 564 amino acids. Gene Ontology annotation, molecular function: zinc ion binding; protein binding.